This is a messenger RNA of Ilyonectria robusta, 1326 nucleotides long. Its product is annotated as DNA polymerase ligase-domain-containing protein. Bases 1 to 1326 code for a protein of 441 amino acids. The record is from RefSeq and is a predicted model, not a curated record. The transcript is spliced from 2 exons. NCBI's taxonomy places the organism in Eukaryota, Fungi, Ascomycota, Sordariomycetes, Hypocreales, Nectriaceae.
AUGUCGAGCAAACGUCCCCCAAGCCCUGACCUUAUCCCGAACCCGUUUAUUAAGAAACGCAACCUCGAAUGGACUCUUGCGGCUCCCCACACUACUCUACCCACACCUCCAUCGCCAUCACACGCCAAGUCCGCUCCCUCAACCGCCGCUAUCGAGUCCGGUUCUGUACAGGUCGACGACCACCUCUCUCACUUUACCACUCAUCUGGCUGCACAUAUAUCCCCUUCCUCACCGUCCCCACCCCUGUCCGUUUCAUCCUACGCGUCUCUUUACGCUGAUGCAGCUGGGAACUCUCGCGGCGCUCACUUCGUCAUCCACCAACAUGACCAUCCCAUCGCCGGUACCCACUAUGAUCUCCGCCUCCAGAUUAACGAGACGAGUAGCGCGAGCUGGGCCAUCAUGUAUGGGCUCCCUGGGGACCCAAACAGUCUUCGGUUGAACCGCAAUGCGACCGAGACUCGAGUCCACUGUCUGUGGAACCACCUCAUUGAGACAGCUUCUACUGCUACGGGAUCUCUCCUAAUAUGGGACACAGGAACGUACACUGUCCUCCCCCGCAAAAGCAAGCACGCUCCCUCAUCUGAUCCAUCCUCCCAAACGUCCUCCGCAUCAUCAUCACAACAAGACAACUCUACCGCUACUCCCUCACCGACCCCGCAGAACCUUCUGCACGCAGCCUUCCAAAACCGAAAGAUCCGCAUCUGCCUCCACGGUUCCCGCCUACCCGACCCUUUCGUUCUUAAUCUGCGCCUCACCAAGUCCGAGGACGCCGCAGGCAGGGCCCGCGGCGCCCGGACUCCCAUGAACCGGCGUCGCCGCCACCAGGGAGGCAUACCGCAACAACAGCCAGAGACAAGCGACGAGGAAGACGAGAGUGAUGUGGCGAUUGACGACGACGAAGAUGUCCCCUCAAGCGCUGACGGGAUUGUAUCUGGGGAGAACCUGUCUCUCAUGGAACGUGAGAUUCGCGAGCUUGAGGACGAGCACGACCGGCGUACAAACGCCUACCCGGGCGCCCAAAACACCAUUGGUAGUGUCCAUCAGAGAAGGUGGUACAUAUCGCUCGACCGGCGGGCCUGCGGCUUUGUUAAUAGGCGGACCAAAGGCCGCUCAGCGUGGGAGUUCGAGGGCCCGAAUAGUGUCUCUCAUGAUGGGGGAAGGGGAUGUCUAAGCACUGGCAGUGACCGCCUAUCCUUCCCCUUCUACGUCCGUGGUACAGAAUACGAACGCAGCGUGGUGACGGGACGGCGCGGUGCCGACAUACUUGAAGACGAAGGCGUCAAAAACUUCGUACCGCGAAAGGGGUGGACACCCGUCUUGAACUGA